This is a messenger RNA of Oryzias latipes (Japanese medaka), 1021 nucleotides long. Its product is annotated as CD59 molecule (CD59 blood group). The record is from RefSeq and is a predicted model, not a curated record. Lineage: Eukaryota; Metazoa; Chordata; Actinopteri; Beloniformes; Adrianichthyidae.
UGUGGAAAAAAGGCCCCUCCCACAAGGCGGGGCUUCUGAGCUGAACUCUACAGUCAGUCAUUCUGUGCUCCUCAUCUUUUGUCAGGAACAGUUCUGCUGAGCUACUGCUGGGAGAGCUGUGCUGAGGAGAAAAUGAAGCGCACCCUGGGAUUGUGUCUGUUGAUCUGUUCAGCUCUGCUUGGACCGGGUUCAGCUAUCCGUUGUUUCAACUGUAAAGACUACACGGGCAGCUGCACCAAACAACGCGACUGCAGCUACGACGACGCCUGCCUCACACUCAGCGAAAGAGGUGGGAUGACCUAUCGUCAGUGUCUGAAGUACUCGGACUGCGAAUACAACCGCCUGGCCCAGAUGUUCCCCCAGGUUUCCAGGUUCACCUUCAAGUGCUGCAACUCAGACCUGUGCAACUCUGCCCCCCACUUUGCAGCGAGCUCUGUGAUUGGUCUGCUGUCCUCUGUGGCCAUCAUGUGGUGGUGCAUCCACUGAAAGCUCAGCGGCCCCCCCUGGAGUCUCGACAGCUCAGCAUGAAGGCCAAGCUUCAGCUUGUUCAUCAACGUCUCAGCUCCAUCAGCAAUACCCUGAUCCAAUUGCCAGCCUCCAUCCCUCCAUCUAUCACACGUCUGGGGGGGGGGGGGGGGUUGUCCUCCCCAGCAGAAACCACUAGGAUCUGCUGGAUCACAGCUCAGCAAUAGACUGCAACAGCUUCAAAGUGUCUUAAAUGUUUUCCUUUUUUUCCUCACUUUGUACUAAAUGUAUCCUGAAACCUUCUUGAAUGGUUUUCAACCUGAAUUGUUCUUAAACAUUUUAAACAUUUGUAAAGUGUUUCCAAAAUGUUCCUGGAAUCCCUAACGUUCCCUAAACGCUGCUUCAACUUUCCUGAACUGUUUCUGAAACUGCUUCCAUUCCAAAAAUGCUUCCUUAACAUGUUUGACCGACCUGAACAAAGAACUGGGAUCCAUCCUGUCUUGACUGUAGAAGCCGACUGCAGCUUCAGCUUAAAGCAAUAAAGGUGUGAACUCCU